GUGGAAAAGUGGAAAAAUCUCAAGUCUAAAUCAAAAUUAUGCCUAUCUAUUUGUUUUGAGAUAGCGUCUGUACUUCGGCAACCCAUGAGAUUAUCAUCUGCGAAUUGGUGAUCGGAGUCAUCAUUAGAUUAGUGAUUUUUGCUGAUGGAUGGGGAGGUAUGAAGGAACUAAUAAGUCAUAAUUAUUAUCAACUAAUCUUGUUGUUCGUUGUUAUUCAUUUGUUAGGAGGAGAUCAUGAAUUAGUGGUAAUGGGUCAAAAUACAAAACAAGUAGUAGUUGAGGAGUUUAAAGUUGGUGUGGUUCUUGAUCUGAACAUGUCUGUAUCAAAGGUGUGGUUGACUUCCAUGAACAUGGCUCUCUCCGACUUUUAUGCAACUGCUCCUCAUAAGAGAAGGUUGGUUUUCCAUUUAAGGGAUUCUAACAGGGAUGUCCUUGAUGCUUCCUCUGCAGCUAUAGAUUUGAUAAAAAAUGUUGAAGUCCAAGCGAUUAUAGGUCCCAUGUCAUCAGCACAAGCUAUUCACAUGGUUCUUCUUGGAAGCCGAUCUCAAGUUCCGAUUAUUUCUUUCAGUGCAACAAGUCCUUCUAUUUCUCUUUCUCAAAAUCCUUAUUUCAUUCGUACAUCACUAGAAGAUUCAGCUCAAGUAAAUGCCAUUGCUGCCAUUGUGAAGGCUUUUGGAUGGAGAACAAGUUGUACCUCUUUAUGAAGACACCGAAUAUGGACAUGGUAUUGUUCCAUAUUUAGUUGAUGCGCUUCAAAAUAUCAAUACUAGAGUUCCUUAUAGGAGUGUAUUCCCCAAUUCAGCUUCUGACGAUCGAAUUGUCCAAGAACUUCACAACUUAAGAACAAUACAAACAAGGUAUUCAUUCUGCACAUGGUCUCACCACUAGGAUUACGUAUUUUCGAGAAAGCUAAACAAAUUGGUAUGAUUAGCGAAGGGUACUCUUGGAUAGUUACGGAAGGCUUAGGCUCUCAUUUGAGUUCGUUCAAUUCUUCGGUUAUUGAUUCAAUGCAAGGAGUAGUAGCUGUAAGGCCAUAUAUUCCUAUGUCCAAAGAGCUUAGCUCAUUUGGGGUGAAAUGGAAAAGAAAGUUUCAGAAAGAGAACCCAGAUGUUGAAAGGAAUUUGGAUAUUUUAGGUAUAUGGGCGUAUGAUACAGUUUGGGCACUGGCAAGAGCAGUUGAGAAACUUAAAAGCGCCAAUCUUCGAUUCAGUAAGGGAACCGCAGCCUCUUUAAACUCAAGCGAUGUUGCAAAACUAGGUGUUUCUCAAAUAGGUCCUGAACUUUUGCAAGGAAUUUCCAACAUGAAAUUUAAAGGCCUAAGUGGGGACUUUCAGCUCGUCGAUAGGCAACUGCAAUCCAAAACCUUUCAAAUACUCAAUGUCGUUGGAACUGGGGCAAGAGAAGUUGGAAUUUGGACACUUUCUAAUGGAAUCAUAAAGGAUAUAAGCUUAGUUGAGACUUCCAAAAGCACAUACUUGACAUCAAACAAAGACAACUUACGCCCCAUCAUAUGGCCUGGAGAUACUACGAACAUUCUUAAAGGUUGGGAAAUUCCAACAAAUCAUAAAAAGUUAAGAAUUGUAGUUCCAUUAAAAAAGGGUUUCAAUGAAUUUGUGAAGGUAGAAAAGAAUUUGGGUAGUUAUUCGGGAUAUGAAGUCACUGGUUAUUGCAUAGAGGUGUUUGAUGCUGCAUUAGAUAAGUUGACAUAUGCAGUUCUCUAUGAUCUCAUUCCUUUUCAGAAUAAUGAUGGCAAAGCUGGAAGUUACGAUGAUCUUGUGUACCAAGUGAAUGUUCAGAAGUUUGAUGCCGUAGUUGGAGAUGUUACUAUUACAGCCAAUCGAUCGGAGAUCGUGGAUUUUACGUUACCCUAUGCCGAAGGAGGGGUAUCAAUGGUUGUGCGGGUGAAAAAAGAUAUGAGCAAGGAUACUUGGAUAUUCCUCGAGCCAUUAGAGUGGAAGCUCUGGGUAACAACUGGGGCUUUCUUUUUAAUCAUUGGCGCUGUAAUUUGGAUUCUCGAGCACAGAGUAAAUAGGGAGUUCAGAGGAGGGCCUCAUCCAUUGUAUCAGUGGGGCACCAUGCUUUCUUUCUCCUUCUCAACGCUUGUCUUCGCACAGAAGGAGAGAGUGCUAAGCACUUUGGGUAGAUUUGUAAUUGGAAUUUGGUUUUUUGUUGUGCUAAUUCUCACACAAAGUUAUACAGCAAAUUUAACAUCCAUGUUAACAGUUCAACGAUCCGAUCCAACCUACAGUAAUAUUAAUGAACUGAUCAAAUAUGGGUACAAUGUGGGUUAUCAGGAAGGUUCGUUUGUGUUUGGAAUGUUAAAGCAGAAGGGUUUUGCUGAGUCCAAUCUGAAUAUCUACAGGUCUCCUGAAGAAUUUGACAUCCAUGUUAACAGUUCAACGAUCCAAUCUGAAUAUCUACAGGUCUCCUGAAGAAUUUGACGAAGCCUUCUCGAAAGGAACAAGUAAAGGUGGUAUUGAUGCUGCUUUCGAGGAGCUCCCAUACAUCGAACUCCUCCUUGCAACAUAUUGUGAUAAAUACAUGAUGGUUGGAGAAAUCUAUCAAAAUGAUGGACUUGGUUUUGUUUUCCCAAAAGGUUCUCCCUUAGGUCCUGAUAUCUCAAGAAAAAUCUUGAGCAUAAGAGAAGAAGGUAAAACGCAAAAGCUUAAACAAGCUUCGUUCAAGAGCAAAAUAUCAUGUUCUAACAAGGACGCCUUCGCUUCAUCAAAUAGUCUUACUCUUAGUAGUUUUUGGGUCCUUUUCCUCAUUACAGGACUCUGUGCAGCAUUUUCCAUAAUCGUGUUCUUAAUUGUUUUCUUACGCGAAAACAGAGAUAUCUUGAAUGAUUCAAAUUCUACAACUAGGGAUAAAAUCAUCGAUUUGCUUAAAAAGUUCUACGAAUAUGACGAGAAUCGCAUGAUCACAUAUUUCGAAUGCAAUCCUGCAUGCAACGAGCAAAAUAAAGUCAUCGUCAAUGGAGAUCAGCAUGCAGCAGAAACUGUAGAUACUGGAGAUUCACCUCCAAGGAUUGACAAUUCUCCAUCAAUAGCAAGUUUCGGAAUUGUUACCCCGCAGAAUGGCAACUUCAAUACAGCUAGAAGAAACUCUACAACAUUAAACGCUGACUAUGAUAUUGGAUAUUUUACAGCAACAUCAGAAAGUGAUACAGAUUUUGAAAAUUCUACACCACGUGAUAAUGAUUCUGUGUCAGGCGUUAGAACCUCAGCUUUACAACAUUUAAUGACACAUGACAUUGAUUUACAAGGUCAUAGGGAAUUUGAGGAACAAUAAUUAAUCACUAAAUGUUAUAGCUAUCAGUAUAUUAAUUCUUUGAAUUGUUUAUGUUGAUCAUGCUUGUUAAUUUAU
This is a messenger RNA of Papaver somniferum (opium poppy), 3366 nucleotides long. RefSeq names its product glutamate receptor 2.8-like. Gene Ontology annotation, molecular function: glutamate-gated receptor activity. The transcript has 5 exons. NCBI's taxonomy places the organism in Eukaryota, Viridiplantae, Streptophyta, Magnoliopsida, Ranunculales, Papaveraceae. Gene Ontology annotation, cellular component: plasma membrane. Bases 873 to 2432 code for a protein of 519 amino acids. The record is from RefSeq and is a predicted model, not a curated record.